AUGAGCCCCGGAAAAAAGCCAUCCCCCCAAAAAAAGGGACCCCUCCUCCCACCUCGCAAUAUUGCCAUCUCAACCAUCCUGGUGGGGGUGGGCCUGGGCGCCGUGGCUGCGGCCUUUCCUGAGGUCAAUCGGGGCACUUUCGAGAAGCUGGAGGACAUGUCUGCCAAGCAGUUUAUGCUGGUAUUCAUUGCUCCCAUCAUCUUCGCCGAAGGUUACGGCAUGAAGAGCCAGCAGUUCUUCGAUAACAUCACGCGAAUCUUGUUGCACGCGUUUCUGGGCACGCUGAUCUCAGCCCUGGUCGUGGCCUUCGCGAUCUUCUACUUGGUGCCUCUCACGGGCGGCAUCACGCUGGGGCUGGCGGAGUGCCUCGCCUUCGGAGCGAUGAUUAGCUCGACGGAUCCUGUCACCACCCUCGCCAUCUUCAAGGAGCAGUCGCUGGCCGAAAAGGGCCGCGGCCACCUCUACUACUCGGUUUUGGGCGAGUCCAUACUGAACGAUGCGGUUGCCAUCGCACUCUUCGGCAGCUUCGCCGACCUGGUGAGCUCCGGGGAGGCGCUCGAUGCCGCUGUGACUGCGAGGAUCGUUCUGAACUUCCUGAAAGUCUUCGCGGCGUCGACUCUCAUAGGCGUGGCAGGUGGCUUGGCCACCGCCUUCCUCCUGAAGUCUGCUCGGCUGGGGGCGGGGUCGAGUGAAGGUGAGCAUCUCUACUUCAACAUUCCGGAAAUCGGAGUGGCGCUUGUUCUCGCCUAUGUCCCGUUCCUUGCGGCAGAGGCUUGCAACCUCUCGGGCAUUGUAGCCAUCAUGUUUGCAGGGAUUACAAUGCGCCACUACGCGCACUUCAACUUGACUCAGGUGACGCGGCAGAUCUUCCUGCCGACGGUGGAACUAAUAGCUUCGCUCUGCGAGACUUAUGUCUUCAUUCUUCUCGGCCUGGGCGUCUUCAUGAUCCAGGGUGCCUUCUCGGCGCCGCUGGUGGCCUGGACGGCCGUUGCCUGCCUCAUUGGUCGUGCAGUGAACGUUUACCCGCUGUCUUUCCUCGCCAACCGCGUCUCGGCGGGGCCGAAGCUGUCGGCGAAGGAGAUGCACAUGGUCUGGAUGGCCGGGCUGCGUGGAGUGAUUGCGUUUAUCUGUGCGCUGGGCUUCCCGAAUAAGGGCGGUCACCAGAACUUCUUCCUCUGCACCACUGUCAUCGUGGUGGGCGCUUCCUUGGUGUUCCUGGGCUGGCCGACGGCUCCCGCGCUGCGGUGCCUGGGUCUCGCGGAGCCCGAGCCGGAGCCACUGCGCGCUCCCCGGGCCUCUUGGUCGACGCUGCCUGGCGGGGCCUCCGCGCGGUGCGUGUCGCAGAGGCUGAAGAAAUUAUUGAUGACGCACGAUGCCAUCACGGAAGAGGAGAUGAACCAAUUCGAGGAGUCCAGUGGCACAACUGCCUCACCGGCAGAAGCAGCCAUGGGCUGCAUGACCAUCGCCUCUGGGCCCUUGGCUCGCCUCUCAGCGCCUGGGGGGACAGGCUCCCGCGAUGCCGGCUUCGAGGGCCGCGUCGGCCGCUUCUCGGCGCCCUCCCGGCUGCAUGGCACGACGGGCAGGCUGUCCAUGCCAAGCCGCUCUUCGCGUAUGCUCUGCGACAUGUGA
Symbiodinium natans is the source of this 1629-nucleotide messenger RNA. Lineage: Eukaryota; Dinophyceae; Suessiales; Symbiodiniaceae. The record is from the annotation of a GenBank genome assembly.